Messenger RNA from Macrosiphum euphorbiae (potato aphid), 567 nucleotides. The record is from the annotation of a GenBank genome assembly. Lineage: Eukaryota; Metazoa; Arthropoda; Insecta; Hemiptera; Aphididae.
AUGGCCCAAAGUAAUGAUCUACUUUCUACUGAGCUGAAUAAGUGGACAAAAAGCGUGAUCGUUGACUUCAUUAUUACUCAAUCACUACCUACUGGGGUGAAAUUGAGUGAGGAAUUGUCAACAUUCUUAAAAGGAUCUUCUGAGAACUCAUUAAAUGUGGCCACUAUUCUUCAAUCUGUUGUCGAUGAGCUCAAAUCUGUAGCACUUAGUAACUCUAAGUUACAUGAUAAGCUAAACCGUCUCAAUACGACUGCUAAGGUUUCCACUUCUCCUAAUUUAAAUACUGGUUCAAACAAUCAACCAACUACUUUACUCUCCAAGCUGAAUGCGGUUACUCAUUCUAGACAGCCUGCAAUCCAAUCGACUGCUAGUUUAUCCUCGUCCAUAAAAUCAAAAUUUAUCGUUGGCUCUCAUAAAAGUGUAUCCUCCAAGUUGUCUUCAGUGCCAGUGCGGAGGCAUAUUGAUAUCUUUGUCUCAAGACUUGAGCCAUGUGUAACGACCGCUAUGCUUGAAUCUGAAUUGUUCAAUAGCUACUCAGAUGUGACCAUAAAUAAAUUAGUGACAUAA